Poeciliopsis prolifica (blackstripe livebearer) is the source of this 3631-nucleotide messenger RNA. It is a transcript of the gene pex11b, whose product is annotated as peroxisomal biogenesis factor 11 beta. Gene Ontology annotation, biological process: regulation of peroxisome size; peroxisome fission. The record is from RefSeq and is a predicted model, not a curated record. The transcript has 4 exons. NCBI's taxonomy places the organism in Eukaryota, Metazoa, Chordata, Actinopteri, Cyprinodontiformes, Poeciliidae. Gene Ontology annotation, cellular component: peroxisomal membrane. Bases 251 to 1042 code for a protein of 263 amino acids.
UGUUGCUUUGCCUGUUGGGGGCAGUAUACAAUCUAACAACAAGGUCUGCUACCGGAAAUUCAGAAAACGUUUCAACGAAGUGUUUUCAUCGUGCAGAUUCUCUUCAGAGAGGGAGCUCGAAACCAGCCAUUACUGGACCAGGACUAAAAGGACCAGGCAGCACAACCAGGCAGCCUUCUCCAAGUAGCAUUAACUGUCCGUAGUUCACAGCCAGCCAGGUAGUCCCAGGCCCGGAACACCAUCAUCCAAAAUGGACUCCUGGGUCCGGUUCAACACCCAGAGUCAGGCCAAGGAAAGAGUUUUGAGGGCUGCACAGUAUGCUUGCAUGUUGUUGGGGUACACUCUGCAAAAAAGCAGUGCAGCCGCUGACCUCCAAAGAACUAUCAGUCAACUGGAAGCACAUAUGAGCCUGACAAGAAAGUUGCUGCGUCUGGGGAACUCUGUGGAGGCUCUGCAGGCAGCCAAGACUACCAUCCACCUUUCUGACAGUGUUCUGAGGCUGUGCCUUACCAUUGGUCACCUAAACAGAGCCAUGUACUUUGCUUGUGACAAUGUUCUGUGGGCAGGGAAAAUUGGCAUAUUUUCCAAACUUGAUCAACAUAAAUGGAAUCAUAGAUCUUUCAGGUACUACCUAUUUGCUCUGAUUCUCAAUGUCACUCGAGACGUGUAUGAACUCUGCCUGCUCCUGGACUGCGAGAAUUGUUACAGAAGUACCAAAUCACCAUUGCCUACUAGUUCCAGCAGUGCCAUCCCUACUGACCAACUGUCUUCAUCAUCAUCUUCUUCUUCCAUUCCAGUCACUGCGACUCCUGCUGUCAUGUGUGUAUCGCUCUGCAAACGCAUCCAUCAAGUAGGAAUUGUCCUGUACAAUAACCCACCUCUCCUGUUGGACCUGCUAAAGAAUGGCUGUGAUAUUUUUAUUCCACUGGACAAGCUGGGGAUAUAUCAAACAGGCCCAGGCUUUGUUGGGACUUGUGGGUUGCUCUCAUCAGUCCUCUCAAUUGCCACCAUGCUCCACCCAUGGCUGAAACUCAAGCCAUGAACCCAAAUAAAUCAGACACAACAGGUCAUUGCACCAAAUUCUGUGAAAGACAGGCUGUCCUGCCAUCACGGCUCUAGUUAUGGUUCCAUCCAACAGCAGGUGAAAAAAAACACAUGUCCUUGCUCCAUCUGGGGCCAAAUAUAUUAAAAAAGAUACCAAUAAAUGCAUAGCACUGAAUCGUGCACACACAGCAGAAAAGUUUGACAGUUUAAAUGUUCAUUUUUUAUUGGUUCAUUUGUUUAUUUGGCUGUAGUAAAGAUGUAUAUUGGAAAAUAUACAUUUUUACAAAAACUUGUAAUACUAUAUCAGAAAUAUAGUUAUAGUGUCCAAACAUACAUAAAUCACAUAGCAGCACAUAUACACAGGAGUUUGUUUUUCUGUCUACAGCACAGUAAUUAAUCUCACUGGACAAUGUGACUUUCUCUUUAAAAUGUGCUGAAUAAGGUGAAUGGCUUUGUUGGAAAUUUAGUUUACCAUCUGACCCUUAUUGCAGUCUAAAUUUCAGUUUUUCAAAUAAUUAUCAUAUACUAAUAUCCGAGAAAUAUGGUAUUUCACUAAUGUGAAAUAACUAGUGUAUCACUCACAUCAUUCACAUUGAUGACUUUUAACUCAAUGUGAAACUAAAGCAUGUUAACAAGAUGCAUUGUCUAUUAUUUCUCUUCCUUGUGGUUGUAAUGUGGUUGUAAUGUUAUGUUAUAUAAAGUACCCACCCUCCCCUUAUGUUUUUUCUAGAGGUUAGUUUGUCAAUAAGGGAAAAAAAAUUGGGUCUAAAAUUUGUUCAGACAAAAGUAAAAGAUUUCAAACGUACAUCCUGGUGUUGGACUCAGGGUCUUCGACCUAAUGACCUCAGUAAAUACUUUACUGUGAUUUUAAAAUACAUUUGUUCAAUGUUAAAUCUUUCCUUUUUAUUUAAUGUGAGCCAUGAGCCAUUUUGGUUGAAAAAAUUUUCCACCCAGGACUCAGACUAUGUUUCAGCCAAGGAAAUAAAAUCUUGGCUCCAGAAUAAACACUUCAAGGUCAUGGAAUGACCUGGCCAGUCUCCUGACCUCCAUCCCAUUGAAAAUCUAUGGAGAGCUGAAGCUUGGGGUUUACAAACACACGCCUAAAAAUCUUAAGAAUUUGGUGACAGGCCAAAAUUACUCCUAAAGUGUGUGCUCUCCUAAAAAAACAAAGACUACUGACUGCUGUUCUUUCCAACAACGGUUUUGCCACCAAGUAUUAAAUGAUGUUUCACUGGGGGGGUCAAAUACUUAUUUCCUUCAAUAUAAUUCAAAUUAUGUUACAUUUUUUCUCAUUUUAUGUAAUUGUCUGCUUUUCUUUUGAUAUUCUGUGUCACUGUAGGACAAUUCUGAUAUAUUUAUAUAUGUAAAAUGUUUCAUCUUUUGUGUACAUUUUUUUAAAGUGGGGGAUCAAAUACUUAUUUCCUUCAUUGUAAGUAAACAUCCAAAAAAGUUGAACAAAUAUGUCAAGAAUAUUUUUAUGCAUUUCCAUUAGACUUUACUUUUGCCUGAACUGAUAUAUUUCUAACAGAUAAAUCCUAAGUUUCUCUUAACUUAAUUUAUGUAACUGGAGCACAACACAGUGUAACAUUUCUGACUGGAAGGUUGACAAUUUGGACAGGACUAACAACCAGAGAGAGGAAGAAGAGGGAGGCUGAUUGGGAGCAGUGAAGAGGUAAACAGGAAGAGGCAGAGGAGUUGAUUCCAGUUCCCAUCUCACCGUUGUGUGGUAGUUUGUAAUGUAAAGAUUUGUGUCCCUUUACAGGAUGACGGUGAAGUUCCUAUUACCUUUCUCUUCAUUCCUCAACCCCAAUGAGGAAUAUUUUAAAUUUUUUUCUCAGCAUGUGGAGAUGGAAUUAUGGAGACCAUUUUCCCUAAGGAUCUUAUGUUCCCAUUUUUACUUUUUUGUGUUUUUUUCCCCCUUUCUAUCAAUGACAUGAUCUGUCAAAUUACUGAACAAAGAAAAAGUGAAUGUGAAUCUUGUCAUUAAUCUACAAUUACAAUUUACAAUACUUUACAAAAGAAUGUUAUAUGUUGCAUAGACAAUAUAUAACAGUGUAUAUAUUGUCAAUGUAUUGACAAGAUGACUAAUCAAUUUGUAUUUUUCCACAAUACAGGAGGGACUUACUCUGCUGACUCACCAACAUGUUAUUUGACAUAUCGGACUUUCAAGACCGAUGAACUAAGAAUUUUUAGAAAGACAUGGUGUGUUACUGUCUGUAUGAAUUUUGCUAAAUACACCUGUUUUGCAAAUGUCAAAGUAAAACUGUAAUAGGAAUAAUAAAUUGAUUAAAUAAAAAAAAAAGUAGUUUCCAAGAAUGCUAUUCAACAGUAAAUAUUAAGCCAGUAGUCAUGUUUCUGGUUUCUAAUACCCUUUGAUGAACAGCAGAAUUUCUGAAUUUCUGUUGCUUUGGUUACCCUUUAAAUCAUUGCCUAUGAGAUUUUCAUGAGAUUAUAGUGAACAGUUGCUUUUAAGCAAUAUUUAAUAUUUUUUUACUUUGACAUUUAAGUUUAUGCAUUUCUAAAACUGCACUAUUUGAGAAUUAAUAAGCAAACUUAUCCAAAUCAAUAAAACACAUAGUACAAAUCA